UUGAUUGGUUGAUAUUUACUUCGCAUAUUCCCGCCAUCUUCAGCUUAUUUUGCCUCCAUCGCGAAACAAAAACAACGCAACAGAAGGCAAUCGAAAGACGUCCAAUAACAAUGUGGAACAACCAAGGAGGAGGCUACCAGCAAGGCGGUGGAGGAGGUGGAGGUUACAUGUCCCCCGGGGGGUUUGGUACCCCACAAGCUUCUCAGGAAAAAAAGACUAGGGAUCGUGCAAGUAACUUGCUCCCGGCUACAAUUGCUGAAAUAUUGAAUGCAACCCAAACUGAAGAAAAGUUCUACACAGGUGAUAUUGAAGUGUCCCAGGUAACGAUGGUUGGAAUAGUGAGGUCAGUCAAAGAGACUCCCACGCGCAUUGACUACGAAAUUGAUGAUAUGACGGGGCCUCCGUUUGAAGUGAAGCAGUUUGUUGACAAUGAUGAAAACACACCCGACUCUGAGAGAGUUUCAGCCAUGCAAGAAAACACGUACGUCCGAGUCAGUGGCCAUGUUCGGUCCUUUGGAGGGAAGAGAAAUGUGGUUGCGUUUAGGAUGAUUCCACUUACAGACAUGAACGAGUUGACGUGUCAUAUACUGGAGGUGAUACACAGUCAUGCAGCAUCAGCACAGUCUUCAAAUGGUAUGAAGUCCAACAGUUUAAACAAUAAUAAUACAAUGGGGAGCGGAGAUUCUUCGGGAUUCUCGGUUGUUAAUGGGUUAACGUCUACACAAAACCAGGUACAUGUGAUCAUCAGAAGUAAUAUGACAGAUCAAGGGGCCAAUGUAGAUCAAGUCUGUAAACAGCUGAGGGGUGUACCAGAGAAAGCCAUCAGAGAGGCUAUAGACUUCCUUAGCAGCGAAGGACACAUAUAUUCCACGAUAGACGAGGACCAUUACAAGGCCACAGACAGUUGAGAUCACUGUCAUCAUGUGCUAGAGACUGAAAGUGGAGAUGUGGAAAAAACACUUGGCAUCGUUGAGAUAUGAACUUCAAAGAAAUACAAUCACAACUAAUAACGAAGUUAUUUACUCUGGACUCCAGUUGGAAGUUGUGAUUUUGCUACACCAAAGCAGUAGAUAUCUGGUUUGGUGAGAGACACAACAGUGCUUUCUAUUGAGAAUGGCAGACCUUUCUGCUAAGUAGCACUUAUGUUGGAGUCAGUGUGGUACCAAUUCUUAUGAUGAAAAUUAUUUAUUUUCCAAUCAUGAUACUAGGUUUGUAGAAAUGUGUGUGAGCAUUAUUAGUAAAAUGUGUAUUGCAGAGACCUUCCUGGUUCCUUCUCAAGUUCUAGAAUUAAAAAGAUAAACUUCAUUUAGAUUUGGUGGGUUUAUAUCACAUACAUGUAUAACUUAGCAGGCCUUUAAUACAAGUGAUAUUACAACAACUGAUGCAAAUGAGGCAGAUUCGAAGAAAUAAUAUAAGGUUCACUGUUGCAGAUAAACUCUGUUAUGUUAAAAUUCUUAUUUUAGUGCUUCAUAGUAUAGUAACUUUAGUUAAAACUGGUUAGUUUUCAUAGUAGUUUAGUUUAGUCACAUUCAAAGGAGUUUUAUCCGAUUAGAUUUUCUUUAGAAGUUGAGAAAAUUUCGAUAAAAUUAAAAAGAAAAUUGUUGGAGACAUCUUUAUUUGUUAGAUUAUGUUGAAGAUAUGGGAACCUUAACCGAGAAAAAACGUAUCCACUUGCAACCCACCAAACUUGUGGAUUUGUAACAAGAAAUGUGUUAAAAACCAUGAUUUUGUUGUUUCCACUGAAAUAUUUUUCUUAUUUCAGUGUCUUAGUGGAAAUAGCAACCUAGUAUUGUAGUUACCGAUACAAAGUUUAUCCAUGUCAUGGUAAAACAAGUCUUGUAUACAUUAUACCGAGAUAUGUUCAGUAUAGUUCAGUUAUUUCUGCAUAUUUUUAAAAUCCAUCCUCUGUAUAAAAGAAACCUUGUUACUGUAUAUAUAUGUGAUAGAGAACAUUCAAUAAAUGUCGCAGAUUUU
Pecten maximus is the source of this 1974-nucleotide messenger RNA. Its product is annotated as replication protein A 32 kDa subunit-B-like. Gene Ontology annotation, cellular component: DNA replication factor A complex; nucleus; site of double-strand break. The record is from RefSeq and is a predicted model, not a curated record. Gene Ontology annotation, molecular function: DNA binding. Lineage: Eukaryota; Metazoa; Mollusca; Bivalvia; Pectinida; Pectinidae. Bases 111 to 908 code for a protein of 265 amino acids. Gene Ontology annotation, biological process: nucleotide-excision repair; double-strand break repair via homologous recombination; DNA replication. The transcript is spliced from 8 exons.